Messenger RNA from Pogona vitticeps (central bearded dragon), 2022 nucleotides. Lineage: Eukaryota; Metazoa; Chordata; Lepidosauria; Squamata; Agamidae. The record is from RefSeq and is a predicted model, not a curated record.
GUGCGCCAUGAGCUUCCUUCUCUGUUGGAGUUUUAAAAAAAGAGAGAAGUUCGUCAAAUCAGCCAGUCUGAGUAAAGCGAAACCCAUUGCUGCUGUUAUUUUGAGCAAAAAGAAGCCGAGAACUCAGACCCGUUCCAGAGAUCUUAACUCGGUCACCACGAAAACAAUUGCUAGGAUACUACGAGAAAAACGCAAACACAGAACUGCAAUGGAAGGAGAGCAGUUCUCCUCGAGAGAAAGCCAACAAGAACCUCGUGUUGUACCUGAGCCUUUGGCUGUGGCUGCUGCCUGCUCGGAUGAAGAUGACAUCUACGAAAACACAACUGUGUUUCAAGAAGAUCAGGAACAGACUGAAGGCCCAACUCACUCAGGGGAGAAAAGUUCCCGAAGUCCCAAUUCUUCCAUGACAACGAAAGAGCUUCAGGAGUACUGGCGGAAUGAGAAACGCAAUUGUCGAGAAGUCAAAGUCCUCUUUGAAAUCUCGUCAGCCAGAAUUGUGGACAAACCAUUAUCUAAAUAUGUGAUGUAUCAAAUCAUCAUCGUCCAGACUGGCAGUUUUGACAGCAACCGGUCAGUGAUCGAGCGUCGAUAUUCAGAUUUUGAACGAUUGCACACCAACCUCUUGAAGGAGUUUUAUGAUGAGAUGGAAGAUGUUCUCUUUCCCAAGAAAAGUUUGACCGGAAACUUCACAGAUGACAUCAUCUUAGAGAGGAAACUAGCCUUCCAGGACUAUUUGAGGCUCCUGUAUUCCAUGGAAUAUAUCCGGACGUCGCGAAUAUUUAUUGAUUUCUUAGUCAGAGCGGAACUGGAAGAGGGCUACAGUUGCCUUCGGGGAGGACAGUACGCCAAAGCAUUGCAGGUAUUUCUGGAUGUUGUAGUGCUGCAAGAAAAACUCACCAAGCACAGGCCCAUUCUGGUGGUCCCGACUCUCUGUGCCAUACUCGUGUGUCACAAAGAUCUGGAAGAUGCCAGGAGCGCAUACGAAUUUGGAGAAAAAGCACUAAUGCGCCUUGAGAAACAUCCCAGCCACCGAUAUUACAUGCCCCUCUUGGAAACCAUGCUGUCUCUGGCAUAUGAACUUGGCAAGGACUUUGUAUCCUUCCAGGACAAAAUCGAUGAGAGAAAAGCCAGGAAACGGCAAAAUAAAAUGGUGACGCUCAAAGAACUGGCAGUCUUGGAGUACAUACAUUAAGGGUGAAAUGGAACUGGCAGAGACAGGUACAUUUGUUGUGAUUAGCAUGUUCUUUCUGGGUCUUCUCAUUCUCAAAUAUGUCAAAAGUAACCCUUUUCCAGUAUUGGCAGUGUAGUAAACCUCCCAUCGUAAUUCUGAAAAAAUAAAUUAAUAAUAAAAACAGCGCAAAUGUUGUGGACAGAAACAGACAUUAGAGACAGCCCGUCAUUGGAAGAGGCUGUUCCUUAAUUACUGAAAACAAAGCAUCUGAGUGCAGAAUAGGAUAGUUUCUCAUUUCACAUAAUUUGCAAAUUUUUGUGCUUUGUUUUCCGGCUUUCAGGACUUCAGCAUGUGUUCUUCUCAUUCGAUGACACAGUGGUGCUGUAUCUAUAAGUAGCACAUCCUUGAGAGGAAAGGACUGUGGCUAGUCUCCUGUUUGAUUGGUAGGAGUAAUCAUGCGAGCUGUUUUCUUUACUUUCCUGGCUGGUUUUCACGUGACCAACUGAGCAAUCAGGAGAUGAACGGUCGCAGAAAAUAGCUUAUUCCAUUUGCAUCAUCGCUCUUCAUCAAUCACGUAAGCCAAUAGAAUUUUGGUCUGGCUCUUUAUUCUGACAAAAGCUUGCCCCAAUCCACAGCAAAUCAUUCUGCUUUUCUUUUUGUCCCUUGGGAGAAAGCACAUCUCUGUUGGUGUGGCUCACGUCUUAGACAUGAAGGGCUGAAAUAUUACCAUGCCUAAAGGGAUAACAUUGCAAAGUCAGGCCAUGGAAAUGUAAUAAAUAAAUAAAUAAUACACAUUUGCCUCUUGUGACCAGAGCCUGAUUUCUUACUGAUGCUAAUUUUCUUUCCGCUCU